AUGGCUGUUUUGCCCCCAGCAUUUCUAUCAUCAUCUCAACAAAUGGAAGAAGUUGAGGGAAGGGAAGAAAGGGAAACAAGUAAUUUGAAUGAUGGAGUAGAUUCUAAUGUUGAUGAUCAGGCAAUAGAGAGAAUAUCUAGAUCUUUGAGAAUCGAAAAGGAUCAAGAGGAUCCAUCACGCCUUCUUAAUGUUUUUCUUCCACCAUCUUCUCAAAUAAAUAAUCGCCCAAAUAGAUUUCAUCAAUUUAUUGCCAGAGUAACGGAUGUAUCUGUUGUUGACGAUCCUCGGAGUUGGGAUGUCAAUAGAACAUUUCUUGCAUCUGUUACCGAUUCAUCAGUUAUUAAUGUUCACGGCCUCAAUGCUGGCCAUAAAUAUAAAGUUGCAAUUCUUGGGAGAAGAGAAGCUGAAAGUUUAUUAAUUCGGGAAGAAGAUGACACAUUCAGAAUUGAAUAUCACCAAUUAGACCCUCUCAAACGUUUUCCUAUACUUGACAUUCACGAUCUACAAGAACAACGUGAAGUGGAACUUUAUAUUGGAAAUUUAUCCCCUGGAAGAGAUUACGAAAUUUCUGUAACUUCUUUGAGGGAAGAACUGCCAAGUGUGCCUUGGAAAGGAAUUGUUACAACACGUCCUUUAAAACCUGAAAAUCUUAAUGUUAUUGAAAUUAAUUCUUCGUGUGUUCUUCUUCAAUGGCAAUUACCCAUUGAAUCGGGUGCUGAUCGGUUUAAGAUAGCUUAUGGACUGUUACAUGGUGCACAGGCUAUGUUAAAGUUAGAAGUUUUAUAUCCCAAACAACAAAUACCCCUUUGCCAACAAAUUGUACCCGGCAGAGCUUUCAUUUUUGCUGUUAUAGCAGAAAAAUCAAGGCAAAUAUCUGAACCUUCAACUACUUCACAUACAAUUAAGCCUUUGGCUCCAAAAGACUUAGUUGUAGAGCCUGAUUUUGAAAGUUCACGUUUCCGUGUCAGAGUUGGUCUUGCCCCAGAGAAUGAAUCACAUACAGAAAAAUGUCAAAUUUCUGUUCAAUCUGAGGAUCAAAAUGGAAGAAGCGAACAAGCUAUUGUUCCAGCUAAAAACGGACAGAUUUGUGAAGUUUAUUUCGAUUUAUUACCCGGUAGAAGAUAUGAAUUUGCUGCAACUGCUUUAAGUGGAUCAACUGCUUUUAGUACUAGAAUGUUGAGAAAUAGAGCUGUUGAACCAGGCUUUGAUUUUGCUUCUUUUGGAUUAAAUUUGAAAGAAACACCCAAUAAUGUCAGCAAUUCUUUAGUUCUUGAAUGGCCACAAAGUGAAGUAGCUCGUUUGAGGAUUGCUGACCUUUGGGCCCGUAUUGUAGGACGUGACUCUCAUUUACAUUUUUCUAUUCAACCUUUUGACAAUCCCGGCCCAACUAUUCAACGGGAAACGGGCCCGACAGAGCCGUCUCCGUUAGUUAUUGAUGGUUUACAUGAGGGGGAAUGUUAUAAAGUUCUUUUGUACACCGUUACAUCAUCUGGAAUAGUUUCUGAACGUCGUUUCGAACAAUUUCUUCGAAAAAAUGCACCUCAAUUAGAUUUAGCUGUUGGGCACCUUAAUUCUAGAGCUGCAACAAUUCAAACUUUUUAUGUUUCUGGAACUUCUACAUUAUUUAAUAGUGAUAAUAAAAACAACAACAUUAGAACCUCCAAAAAAGAAAAACUAAAAAUUUCCCCUCAAUGCCAACUUCAAAUACAAGUUGUCGACUCCUUAACUUCUCAACUUAUUGUUGAACGUAUUUUGACAUUAUCUUCAAAUGAACAAAAUUUACAAGAAUUAUCUACUUCCUCUCAAUUACCUUCUCUUUCUUUGGAUAAUCUUAAACCUUGGCGAAAAUAUGUUGUAAAUGGAGAGGUAAUUUGUGGUGCCCAAAAUCGACAUUCUUCUCCAUGUACCCCAAAAAUGCACAGAUUAACUCAAGUAGAAUUUCGUACAGAAUCUGCCCAACCCGGACCUAUUUUAAAUUUUACUGUUCGCCCAUUAAAUUCGUAUUCUGCUCAAUUAAAAUGGCAAAUACCUUCAGAACCGAAUGGACUAAUUAGUCAUUAUAUUAUUCAGAUUGAACCUCAAUUAGAAAACGAUAACAACGAUUUACUUAACGAAUUUGAUAAUAUAAAGCCUUGGACAGAAAAAGUUAUUGUUCAAGAACAAAAUAAAAAUAAUAAAAAAUUAAAUGAAGAAUUUAAACAAAAAGAAUUUAUUGAAAAAAUUUUGGAUAGAUUGAAGGGGGGACAUAAAUAUUUACUUCAAGUUUGGGCUGUAAAUGAAGCUGGACAGGGACGGGGAAGUGAACAAUUUAGUGUUCAUCAACCUAUUUCUGGUAAAUUAAAAUUUUAUUUUUAA
This is a messenger RNA of Meloidogyne enterolobii, 2355 nucleotides long. Lineage: Eukaryota; Metazoa; Nematoda; Chromadorea; Rhabditida; Meloidogynidae. The record is from the annotation of a GenBank genome assembly.